Microstroma glucosiphilum is the source of this 1837-nucleotide messenger RNA. Its product is annotated as Aldo/keto reductase. NCBI's taxonomy places the organism in Eukaryota, Fungi, Basidiomycota, Exobasidiomycetes, Microstromatales, Microstromataceae. Gene Ontology annotation, cellular component: cytosol. Gene Ontology annotation, biological process: dehydro-D-arabinono-1,4-lactone biosynthetic process. The transcript is spliced from 2 exons. The record is from RefSeq and is a predicted model, not a curated record. The coding region runs from base 195 to 1730 and encodes 511 amino acids. Gene Ontology annotation, molecular function: D-arabinose 1-dehydrogenase [NAD(P)+] activity.
CACUGCAUUGGCUCACAAGGUUUGCGAUGGAUGAGAUGCCUAUUCCUUAUCGCCUUGGCAUUCUGCUUCGCGGGUUGGGCGUGGUGUUGCUUUCCUUCUCCACUCAUCUUGUUCUUGUUUCCCUUUCCUCUUCAUAUUCCUUCCUAUUCCUCCGGCCCCCUCUUCCUCCGUUCUCUUCCCCUUCUUUCACAUAGAUGCCUCGCCACCCCUCUGUCGACCCCCCGCCUUCCGCCUUCGGUCCGCUCCCUUCCCUGGCUUCCCUCCCUUCCGAUUCCAUACAAGGCGGCGUCGCUCCUUGGGCGACACAAGACCCGUCUACAGGCUUUGCAGAACAAAGGGACGUCUCCGAUACACCUCUGCGGCAAGGAUGUCCACCAUUGGUCUUUGGAGGAGGAGUAUUUGGAGAGGGCAUGUACAAUGACGACGAGUUUACAAAGACAGAGAUGCCUGCGCGGAUCGUCCGCCUGGCAUUCCGUUACGGCAUUAAUGCGAUCGACACAUCUCCCUACUACUACCCUUCUGAAUUCAUCCUAGGUCGAUGUCUCUCGCUUCUUGCCGAAGAACAUCCUCGCUCGACCUACUACCUCUGUACAAAAGCAGGCCGUUAUGGACCCAAUUUGUGCGACUUCGACUAUUCGCCCCAGAAGAUCAGGUCCAGCGUCGAGGCUAGCCUGAGAAGGUUGAACACCGACUACCUGGAUCUCGUCUAUCUGCACGAUUCAGAAUUCGUGGCAGAGCAGGUGGGCGAGGGGCAGCAGGCAGGUAUGGCUGCAAAGUUGGCCUCUCAGGAUGACCCAGAAGGUCAAGAAGCCAGGCGGUCACUGGGCCUCGCGCCAGGAGACGAGUCCAAGAUUCACGGUCCAGGGGACGAGACGAUCCUCGCAGCAGUAGCAACUCUCUUUGCGCUCAAAGACGAGGGCAAGAUCAGGAGCGUCGGCAUCAGCGGAUACCCUCUCCCCGCACUGCUGAGAAUCAGCAGGCUCGUGGCCAGUCGAGCCCCUUACAGAGCACUGGAUGCCAUCCUAUCCUACUCGAAUCACACCCUGCACUCAGAUCUCCUCCCGGCCUAUGUUCGGCUGUUCAAUCAGCCGCCUACCAUCGUCUGCAACGGCAAAGGACAAACAGAGAAGUCCAUGAUGAAUGGUGAAUGGACACCGCCACUAGUCUUGAAUGGUUCCCCCUUCUCAAUGGGUCUCCUGACCGAUGCCGGCCCGCCAAGCUGGCAUCCCGCCUCGGCUGAGCUGAAGCAAGCUUGCAAAGACGCAGCAGAAGAGCUUCACCUUCAGAAGGACGGCGAUGAUGAGAGCACAUUGGCUAUCACUGCGCUCACGUACGGCAUUCGCGGCGCUGAGCUUGCGGCUCGGAACCGGCAAGGGCCAGCCUUGCGGACUUUGUUGGGCAUGAGUACGCCCGAGCAGGUGCACUCCGCCGUCGAUGCCUAUCGUGUGCUUCUUGCCGGAGUGUUCUCAGUGCAUCAGAAUGGAAACGGACACUCGAUCAAUGGCAGCGUCCUCAAGGACAGCAGCAGGGUGAACGGCAGCGCUGCGAACGGCCACGCCAAAGAAGCUCCCACGCCCUUUGUUGAACUAGACCAACAAGCGAAGAAAGACCAAGAAAGACUCAGGAGGCGUUAUCAACAACAGGUCCGCAACGAGGAGAUCGUGCUGCAAAAGAUCGACUCGGUUGGGAAGCGCGGCUGGAGCUGGGCCAGCCCUGGAGAAGACGCAUAGAUGCAUGAAAGUGUAGAGAGUGAAGCUUUUGGGAGAGAAGAGCUGCAAUGAGAAUGCAUCCCUUGUACUUUAAUAAGAUUACCAUGAUAUUUAGACCAGUACCCCAC